UCAUAUCUCCCUCCCUCUUUACCUCUCUCUCUCUCUUGACUCUUCCCGGCACCAAUGGCCGUAGUUUUCGGAAACCUAGCCCUCUUACUUGACGUCACCUCGCCGCGGACCAUAUUACCAGACCGGAAGUGUCGUCCGGUGGCGCUGGACGCUUUACUGAACCUAAACCUCAGCCUGCCGAAGCGGGACCCGCACAAUCACAGUCACGCAUUUAACGGCUUCACAGCAGGAAGCAAGGGGUUUGACUCGGACGGCGGCGAGAGCCGGAGCCAGCGAGUGGUGGCUCGGGGGAAAGCGAAUUCGAAGGUGAACGGGGUGGACUUUGGGAGGGACGAGGAGGGGAACGGGAAUGGAUUUGGGGAAGGAGGGGACGGUGGGGAGGAGGAGCCGGCGGCGGAGGUGGAUUGGGAGAAGGAAAUGCGGUGGAGAGUGAAGGAGAUCGAGGAGAGGAAGGAGCUGGAGAAGAAGGCGGAGGAGUUAAGGAGUCGGAUCGAGGAGGAUUAUGAAGAUGAUGGUAGAGAAGAGACCGAGCAGGAGAAGCGGAUGAGAGUCAGGAAAGAACUUGAAAAGGUGGCUAAGGAGCAAGCGGAGCGGAGAGCCACCGCACAGUUAAUGUUCGACUUAGGACAGAAGGCUUAUGGGAGGGGAAUGUAUGGUCGUGCAAUUGAGUUCUUAGAAGGAGCACUGACUAUCAUUCCGCGGCCAACGUUAUUUGGUGGUGAGAUACAGAUUUGGCUUGCUAUGGCCUACGAGGCUAAUAAGCGGCAUGCCGAUUGUAUUGAGCUUUAUAAGCAAUUGGAGAACAAGCACCCAAGUGUCAGCAUACGACGCCAGGCUGCAGAGCUUCGAUACAUUUUGCAAGCACCGAAGAUCAAAAUUACCCGAGAAGAGAUGGUAACCAUACCACUCAUAGGUUCUAGCUAUGACAGCUAUGCUGGAACGUGGAGUGACAAAUACAAGGACAAAGAUCAGAGGAGCAGUGGGACAAUAACCAACCAGACUCCAUCAUCGAAAGACUAUAUUGGGGACUUCAUGGUAUGGCGACCCCCAAUUGGAUUGGAUAAAAGCCAAGCUUUCUGGAUAGCUUUGACGUUAUGGGUGGGUUUAGUUGGAGCUGCAGUCUUUCUUCAAAGUUAAAUUAUAGAAAUUAUUGUAUUGGUAUAUGCGAGUAAUUGAUGUGUUUACCAUGUUAUUCAUGUAAUUAGUUUGAUGUUCAUGUAAUUAACACGCCAACACUUUGUAUAUUUCAUGUUGAAAUAUUAAUGUCUCGAUUGCUUUC
Molecule: messenger RNA, 1279 nt
Organism: Argentina anserina (silverweed cinquefoil)
Lineage: Eukaryota; Viridiplantae; Streptophyta; Magnoliopsida; Rosales; Rosaceae
Exons: 4
Coding region: 55-1137 (360 amino acids)
Cellular component (GO): chloroplast thylakoid membrane
Molecular function (GO): protein binding
Source: RefSeq, a predicted model, not a curated record